UAGAUGCCACCUUUCCCCCCUUGCUAUCCCAAUAUGUCAUGUGAUUCUACAAUCUGAUACAAGCAUGAAGUAGUUAUUGGUGGUACUUCACUUCCCCUCAUCACCUCAUGCAUGCAAGAUCCAUCCAAUGCAAUCCUCAUCAGUCAUCAUAUAUCUUCCGCCAACAAUGGCAUCACUAGGCAGUAGGCACCCACCUCGCUUGGAGCUAAGAGCAAUGCCACCAUAUCUACCUAGGAGCUCAUGGGGGCUCCCCUCCUCUCCUCUCUUGUGAGAUCUCAGCAUGCCAUCACCAUCAAAUAACACACUGAUCUCACCCUUCCCACUACAAAUAGCUACUCGAUCGAUCUCACCACCGCAGAGCUUAACACCACCAGCAGAGUAGCAGACCGCGGCAGCCAUGGAAGGCGGCUCCCGUGCCAACCUGCUCGGCCAAGCUGGAGACGAGCAGUCCAGGAGCGUCGUCAUGGCCGGCGCCGGCGCCCUGACGGUGGCGAGGGACUACCGGAGGGGGAACUGGACGGUACCGGAGACGAUGCUGCUGAUCGAGGCGAAGCGGAAGGUGCACGGGGAGCGGCACCCGGGGGACCAGGGCCUGGCGCGGUGGCGCUGGGUCGAGGACUACUGCUGGCGCGCCGGGUGCCGGCGCAGCCACAACCAGUGCAACGACCGCUGGGACAACCUCAUGCGGGAUUACAAGAAGGUGCGCGCCUACGAGGCAGCCGGCGGUGGCGGUGGCGGUGGCGCCGGCAGAGCGCCCAGCUACUGGGCGAUGGGCAGGGCGGAGAGGAAGGAGAAGGGCCUCCCUAGCAACCUCCUCCGGGAGAUAUACGACGCCAUGGGCGAGGUCAUCGAGAGGAGGAUGAGCACGGGCGGCAGCGGCGGUGGUGGCAGCAGCGGCGCAGGCGGCGGGUUCUUGGGGGCGUCCUCUAGCCUCCUCGAUGUCCCCAUGCAGGCCUCCCCGCUGGCUCAAGUCCUGCCACGACCUCUACCUCUAGAACAAGAGACGCGGCAUCACGGGCACGGCGCAGCGCAUUUCAACCCCGAGUCGCCGGAGAGGAAGAGGAGGCGGCCGUCGCUGGACGAGCUGCGGCCAGGGACAGGGAGCAGCACGCCGCCAGCGCCCGGAACGCACGGCCAUUACCGCCAAGAACAAGGGCACCGCCACCGCGAGGACGACGACGAUCACGGCGGCGGCGACGAGAGCUCCGACUCCGAGUGCUCCGAUGACGACGACGGCGACGAGGUCCUGAGCGGCGCGAUCGGGCGGUGCGCGGCGAUCCUGUCGGAGGCGCUGGAGAGCCGGGAGGCCGCGGAGGAGCGGCGGCACCGGGAGGUGAUGGCGGUGGAGGAGCGGCGUGGCCGCGCGCGGCAGGCGCGCCGCGAGGCCGGCGAGCAGUGCGUGGCCGGGCUCGCCGCCGCCGUCAACCAGCUCGCCGGGUCCAUGCUGGCGCUCGCCGCCGCCAAGCACAAGGGCAAGGGCGGCGGCCACGCGGCGCCCAAGUGAGACCACAGGUCUCGUCUCGCAUGAUGAUGCCGCCGUGCCGUGCCGGAUGCUGCUGCUCCGAUCGGCGCACGCGGCGGGCCAUCGAGUGGGCGUCGACCACAGAUCGAGAUCGUCUGGCAGCCAGGGUGACCAGCUCGCUCCCGUCGCGCAGCUCGAGACCGUCAGCGCGUGUGCGCUGCCCUGCGGCGAGUCCGAGACGCCUGGGGUGGCUUCGGCAUGCAUGUGACUAGCUCGCUGGGUUUUGCUUUUCUGAACUUGUGAUCGUCCUGAACCUGACAGGUCUAGACUACUGUCGUAGGAUGCAUUCAUGCAUGGUAGAGACUCUGAGAGCUUUUGCUUAUCUACUGGAGUGCCUCGGUUAAUUUAUGUUGUCAAAAAACUGGUUCAUGGUUACUCCUAGUUGGCCAUUUAAA
This is a messenger RNA of Setaria italica (foxtail millet), 1917 nucleotides long. RefSeq lists its product as uncharacterized. The transcript has 2 exons. The record is from RefSeq and is a predicted model, not a curated record. Bases 398 to 1504 code for a protein of 368 amino acids. NCBI's taxonomy places the organism in Eukaryota, Viridiplantae, Streptophyta, Magnoliopsida, Poales, Poaceae.